GCCGGGAGGAUUUAGUCAAAGGACCGCUUCCUGCGAGUGGCUAGGGGCGGUUGCAAAGAAAGGAAAUAGCUCCAAGAGCUGCAUCUUGCUUGCGGUAGCGGCGGCAGAGGCGGAGGCAGAGAGAGGAGGGCGGAGGAGGCAGAGGAGGCUGUUGCAGAAAAAAAGUGUCAGAGCCAGUUCGGCUUUAGAGUGUGGUAAGGGGUGCUUUUCAUGGUGCAUGGAAGGAAAGCCAAUGCGCAGGUGUACCAGCAUUCGACCAGGAGAGACUGGAAUGGAUGUAACAAGUCGCUGCACCCUUGGAGACCCCAACAAACUUCCAGAAGGGGUUCCCCAACCUGCCCGCAUGCCCUAUAUUUCAGACAAGCACCCUCGACAAACCUUGGAAGUGAUUAACCUUCUGAGAAAGCACCGGGAGUUAUGCGAUGUGGUACUAGUUGUGGGCGCUAAGAAGAUAUAUGCGCAUCGAGUCAUUCUGUCGGCCUGUAGUCCCUACUUCCGAGCUAUGUUUACAGGAGAAUUGGCGGAGAGCCGUCAGACAGAAGUGGUGAUCCGAGACAUAGACGAGAGGGCUAUGGAACUACUGAUUGACUUUGCGUAUACCUCCCAGAUAACUGUAGAAGAAGGCAAUGUUCAGACCCUCUUGCCAGCUGCUUGUCUCCUCCAGCUCGCAGAAAUACAGGAAGCCUGUUGUGAAUUCUUAAAGAGACAAUUAGAUCCUUCUAACUGCCUAGGCAUUCGGGCUUUUGCUGACACACAUUCUUGCCGUGAGUUGCUAAGGAUAGCAGACAAGUUCACUCAACAUAACUUUCAAGAGGUAAUGGAGAGUGAAGAGUUCAUGUUACUUCCAGCCAAUCAACUCAUUGAUAUAAUAUCUAGUGAUGAGCUAAAUGUUCGCAGUGAAGAACAAGUAUUCAACGCAGUGAUGGCCUGGGUCAAAUACAGUAUUCAAGAAAGACGCCCUCAGUUACCCCAGGUGCUGCAGCAUGUUCGUUUGCCUUUGCUUAGUCCAAAGUUCCUGGUGGGCACAGUAGGCUCUGAUCCCCUCAUUAAAAGUGACGAAGAAUGCAGAGAUCUGGUAGAUGAGGCUAAAAACUACCUCCUGUUGCCUCAAGAACGACCAUUAAUGCAAGGACCAAGAACAAGGCCACGGAAACCUAUCCGAUGUGGAGAAGUACUCUUUGCAGUUGGCGGUUGGUGUAGUGGAGAUGCCAUUUCCAGUGUGGAGCGAUACGAUCCACAGACCAAUGAAUGGCGAAUGGUAGCUUCAAUGAGCAAAAGACGAUGUGGAGUUGGGGUCAGUGUCCUGGAUGACCUGUUAUAUGCAGUAGGAGGCCAUGAUGGAUCCUCUUAUCUCAAUAGUGUUGAAAGAUAUGACCCCAAAACAAACCAAUGGAGCAGUGACGUGGCCCCCACGAGCACCUGCAGGACGAGUGUGGGUGUGGCAGUACUCGGUGGUUUCCUCUAUGCUGUCGGGGGCCAAGAUGGUGUGUCUUGCCUCAAUAUUGUUGAGAGGUACGACCCGAAGGAAAACAAGUGGACUCGGGUGGCUUCUAUGAGUACCAGAAGACUAGGUGUGGCGGUGGCUGUGUUGGGAGGGUUCUUAUAUGCUGUCGGUGGCUCUGAUGGAACAUCUCCACUCAACACAGUGGAACGCUACAAUCCUCAAGAAAACAGAUGGCACACCAUAGCCCCUAUGGGGACCCGGCGGAAACACCUGGGCUGUGCGGUGUAUCAGGACAUGAUCUACGCCGUGGGAGGGAGAGACGACACCACAGAGCUCAGCAGUGCUGAGAGGUACAAUCCCAGGACUAACCAGUGGUCUCCAGUAGUGGCCAUGACAUCCCGGCGCAGUGGAGUUGGUCUGGCAGUGGUCAAUGGACAGCUCAUGGCAGUAGGAGGUUUUGACGGCACGACGUACUUGAAGACCAUCGAAGUUUUUGAUCCUGAUGCCAAUACAUGGAGGUUAUAUGGCGGGAUGAAUUACCGUCGGCUGGGAGGUGGUGUAGGAGUUAUUAAAAUGACACAUUGUGAAUCCCACAUAUGGUGAACAUGUAGGAGACAGUCUUGUAUGUGCUUCUCUGUAUUCUGGAGACCUUUGACUUUGAAGCUUUGUGCAGUUUGAGAAAACAUUAGAACAAAUUUUAUUCUUUGCUGGUGCCUCAACAUAUGGAAAUACAAGUCUAAUGACACUAUUUCACCUGCAAGAUGCCACCUUUACACAGUAAUUUUCAACUUUGUGUAGAAGACUAUUUAUUUUUUGUUUUGUUUUAAUUUAUCAUAGUGUUUUGGUUUUGGAGUUUUUGCUUGGGCUUUGUUUUUUUGUUGUUUUUUUUUUACUUAUCCUUCCUCCCACAAAAAGAGAGAGAGAGAAAAAGAAAACCCAAGCAUCACUGGGCAUUGUGGCACACUCUGGUAAUCCCAGUACACAAGAGGCUGAGGCAGGAGUACCAAGAGUUCAAGACCAGCCUUGGCUACACAGGGGAUUUGAAGCCAGCCUAGACUACAUAGUGAGACCUUGUCUCAGAAAAAAAAAAAAAUUCAAAGCGAAACUUACUUUGGAAGGUAUUGAUUUAAUUUUGAACAUACUGAUAAGGCCAGAAGGGCUAUGUAUAAUCUGGUUAGUUCUACUAGACACUCCAUCCAUCCAACUCCACUACUACAAGGAUUAAGGAGAAAGAUAAGUAUGAACAAUGUAUUAGCUAUUCAUCAUCCUUGGACUACACCAGAAGACUUGAAAAUGUAAAAGAAAUAAACACAUCAUACUAAAUAAUGAAGGCAGAAGGAAUAUCAAAUCAGUAAAAGCAGGGCUCUAAUGCUACAGUUUUCUUCAGUGGAAGCUGAUAACUUGUUUACUUCUAAAUGACCUUGUUUUCACUUUAGUUAAAAUCUUUUUUAAAAAUAUUCCCAUGGAGUUUCUGCUAGUUCUAGAGUUCUGCUCAGUGCCUCUGUUAAAACAGCGUAUGAGUCUCAUUCGCUGUCUCAAGAACCACCCCAAUAUAAUCAUAUGCAGCUCUGCAAGAGUUUUUGCUCACAAUGUUGCUGAGUGAAGCAACUUUCCUUCCGAUUUCCUUGUCUCUACCAAGGAGUAGAAGGGAGACAUAUCCUUUCCCCGGGAGCCAGUCCUGUACGCAGUUUGCGCUUGAUGCUCCUGCCUGGUGCAGCUGAGGCUUACUUUCAAUAACAGCCUCCUAGAGAAUGAAGUCUUCACUUCAUGAAUAGCACAUGUUGCUGAGUGUAAGACCACUUGAGGCAUUUUAUCAAUAUCUAGGUUCUUUUAUGCAAACUAUGUAUCAUUAUCUUCAUUCUGUAAAGCCACUGUUAAUUCUCUCAAAUUGCACUUUCUGAUGAAAAGUUAAAAAUUGUAAGGAAAUAAAUGGUAACGAUUUAGUGGU
Messenger RNA from Heterocephalus glaber (naked mole-rat), 3392 nucleotides. RefSeq names its product kelch like family member 20 (gene Klhl20). Gene Ontology annotation, molecular function: type II interferon binding. The record is from RefSeq and is a predicted model, not a curated record. NCBI's taxonomy places the organism in Eukaryota, Metazoa, Chordata, Mammalia, Rodentia, Bathyergidae. Gene Ontology annotation, biological process: proteasome-mediated ubiquitin-dependent protein catabolic process; protein K33-linked ubiquitination; Golgi to endosome transport. Gene Ontology annotation, cellular component: PML body; trans-Golgi network.